AUGAACUCUAAAUCUUUCAAAGUCAUAAUCGCCGGGGGCAGCAUUGCCGGGCUCUCUCUGGCUUUGAUGCUAGAGCGGAAUGGCAUCGAUUUCGUCGUGUUGGAGGGCUACAAGAGCAUUGCCCCUCAAGUCGGAGCUAGUAUUGGUGUCUUGGCCAAUGGUCUUCGAAUUCUUGAUCAGCUAGACUGCUGUCAGCCUGUUCUUGAUGCAGCUGAAUACCCCGUCGACAAGGUCUCCUUCCGUGAUGGCCAAGGGAAACAUAUCUGGUCCAUGGAAGGCUACGAGAAGGACAUGACGGAACGACAUGGAUACUCCCCUGUUUUCCUUGACCGUCGCAUGUUGAUCGAAAUUCUCUACGACAAGAUCCAGGAUAAAUCCAAAGUCAUCACCUCACAACGCGCCCAACGGAUCGAGCACAGUGAUUCCAGCGUCACGGUCCAUACCGCUUCAGGAGAAAGCUUCACUGGAGAUAUCGUGAUUGGAGCAGAUGGUAUACACUCAACAGUACGCCAGGAGAUGUGGAAGGAGGCCCAAAGAGUCGAUCCUCAAUGGAUUGAUCCCUCGGAAGCAAAUGCACUUCCUGCGACGUACGCCUGCAUUUUUGGCAUUUCGGAAGGCGACAAGGGUCCUGAGAAGGGCACACUGACCUCAGUGGUGAACGAGCAUUUCUCAUACCUCAUCCCCAGUGGACCGGGAAAUCGUACAUAUUGGUUCCUCGUCGUUAACAUGGGGAAGACAUUCUACGGCGCGGACAUUCCGCGGUUCUCAAAAGAAGAGGAAGAGGCUCUAGCGAGGGAGCAUUGGGACGAUCAGCUCACACCUGGGCUUCGGUUUUCGGAUCUCUACACCAGCAAGAUUGCCUCGGUCUACACCGCAUUGCCAGAAUACGUGUACAAAAAGUGGUACUUCCAGAGAACUAUGACUAUUGGCGAUGCUAGUCACAAGUUCGAACCUUUGACUGGACAGGGCGGAAACAACGCCAUCGAAACAUCCGCUUGUUUGACAAAUCACCUUGUGGCAGCCCUUCGAAACUGCAAGACAGGCACACUUUCGAAAGCAGAGAUCUCAACUGUCUUCAAAAAAGUGCAAGAACAGCGCGAAGGCAGAGUUUCUAAACUGGUGAAGGCUUCUCAUGCACGACAGCGCUUAGAAUGCAUGGAAACACCAUUUCUCAAAUUCCUUGUGUACUAUGUGAUCCCAUACGCCCCGAGGUACAUCCCAAUCAAUCGAGCGAUUGAUGGUUAUUCCGCCGCCUUGUCUUUGGAUAUGCUUCCAAUGCCGCGCACCCCACGGGAUGUUGCAUACUUUGAUGAGCGCUUCAGGGUACCUACGUCGAGGGGCAUCGCGGGCGUCAUCAUAUACGCUGCAUUCUUCUUCCUGGCUUGGAUGGGAAACCGACAAUUAUGGACAGCUGGAAAAGUCAACGGAACCUGGAAUCUGGUCCGCGAGGCAGUUGUGUCACGCUCAAUCUCAAUGCCAGGCGAUACCGAUGUACCUCUGCGUCAGGUAUACACAGGGCUUCAACCAAUUGAUCGCAUUAUGCAAUCACUUGUGACUGUGUUCCUGCCAACUGUUGCCAACACCUCGAGACCCGAGCAGCUUCUGCAAUGUCUCUACUUUCUCGCUUCCAUACUUCCGAUCCUAGCCAUAUUGACCAUUGAAGGCUAUCGACCUAGAAACAGAUGGACGCUUGUUGCAAGUCCAGCUCUGUGGGGUGUGUUGUACCAGCUCCGAGGGAUUGGAUUGAUAGCGCCUAUCUAUUUUGCGAUAAGUCUUUUCCAUUCGUCAUCAAUUGCAUACUUCACCCCGAGCAGCCGGAGGGUCCCUGUCUCCAUCGCUCAUGCAUUGCUUCCUGCUCUGGUGAUUGGAUUUGUGAUACCUACGAUGAUGAUGUUUUUCCCACUGCACAAUACUUUGAACACGCGGCAGAUUUUCAUUGCACUUUGGCAGCCAGCUCCACUUUAUGUGGCUGUUCUGACAGAGGUUAUUUCCCGUGGCCUAAAACGGGUCGGAUGUUCUAAGCCAGUCAAAUCUGCCAGUCAUGUUGACAAAAGUGUCAACGAAGACCUCCCACAUCUGCGAACGGUUUAUGCAGCUGUUGGUGGCAUAUCUGCUUGCUUCCACAUUGCUCUUGUUUUGAGUUGGGUUGUCUCUGGAUCCAGAUUCAUCACGAGCGCCUUGAUUCCCUGGGACUCAUUUGGGCAUGUAUCAAAUCUGGCAGACGGCGUGUUCGUUUUCUUCCAAAAUGACUUCUUACUCGUUGCCACGGCAACAAUGCUGUGGUGCUCGACAAGCAUUUGGGAUAUGUACCGUAUGGGAAUUUCCAAUGUGUCAUGGCGCGUUGGAUUGGUUGGUCUCGUUCUAGGCUGCGUGGUGGCUGGACCAGGUGCAACUGCGGCGGCUGUGUGGUACUGGAGGGAAGAUGUUUUGAGUCGCACCUCUUUCGCUCAACAUCCCUUGGUCUCUACUUAG
Messenger RNA from Penicillium brevicompactum, 2472 nucleotides. Its product is annotated as FAD-dependent oxidoreductase. The transcript is spliced from 4 exons. Lineage: Eukaryota; Fungi; Ascomycota; Eurotiomycetes; Eurotiales; Aspergillaceae. Gene Ontology annotation, molecular function: FAD binding. The coding region runs from base 1 to 2472 and encodes 823 amino acids. The record is from RefSeq and is a predicted model, not a curated record.